Messenger RNA from Hansenula ciferrii, 2070 nucleotides. It is a transcript of the gene GYS1, whose product is annotated as glycogen(starch) synthase. Bases 1 to 2070 code for a protein of 689 amino acids. The record is from RefSeq and is a predicted model, not a curated record. Gene Ontology annotation, cellular component: cytoplasm. The transcript has a single exon. Gene Ontology annotation, molecular function: alpha-1,4-glucan glucosyltransferase (UDP-glucose donor) activity. Gene Ontology annotation, biological process: glycogen biosynthetic process. Lineage: Eukaryota; Fungi; Ascomycota; Saccharomycetes; Phaffomycetales; Wickerhamomycetaceae.
AUGGCUAGAGAUAUUCAAAACCAUUUAUUAUUCGAAGUGGCUACUGAAGUCGCCAACAGAGUUGGUGGGAUUUAUUCUGUCUUGAAAUCUAAAGCUCCAAUCACUUCUCAAGAAUAUAAAGAUCGUUAUACUUUAAUUGGUCCUUUAAGUUAUCAAAGUGCCGCUGUCGAGGUUGAAGAAUUAAAAGUUACAGAUCCUCAUAUUAAAACUGCCUUGGAUUCUAUGGCUUCAAGAGGUAUCAAAUUUCUUUAUGGUCGUUGGUUAAUUGAAGGUGCUCCAAGAGUUUUACUUUUCGAUGUUGGUUCUGCUUCUCAUCAUUUAGAUGAAUGGAAAACUGAUUUAUGGAAUAUAAGUGGUAUUCCAACCCCAAAUGGUGAUCAUGAAACUAAUAAUGCCAUCUUGUUAGGUUAUUUAGUUGCUUGGUUCUUGGGUGAAUUAGUUUAUCAUGAUCGUGAACGUGCAGUUAUUGCUCAUUUCCAUGAAUGGUUAGCUGGUGUUGCUUUACCUUUAUGUCGUAAAAGAAAAAUUGAUGUUACCACUGUUUUCACCACUCAUGCUACUUUAUUAGGUCGUUAUUUAUGUGCUGGUUCUGUGGAUUUUUAUAAUAAUUUAGCAAAUUUUGAUGUUGAUGCAGAAGCUGGGAAAAGAGGUAUUUAUCAUCGUUAUUGUAUUGAAAGAGCUGCUGCUCAUUCUUCUGAUGUUUUCACAACAGUUUCAUUAAUUACUGCUUAUGAAGCUGAACAUUUAUUGAAAAGAAAACCUGAUGGAGUUUUACCGAAUGGGUUAAAUGUUGUUAAAUUUCAAGCUGUUCAUGAAUUUCAAAAUUUACAUGCUGUUAAAAAGGAAAAAAUUAAUGAAUUUAUUAAAGGUCAUUUUUAUGGUCAUUAUGAUUUUGAUUUAGAAAAUACUUUAUAUUUCUUUAUUUCAGGUCGUUAUGAAUAUAGAAAUAAAGGUGUUGAUUUUUUCAUUGAAUCUUUAGCAAGAUUAAAUCAUAAAUUAAAAGAAAGUGGUUCCAAAACAACUGUUGUUGCAUUUAUUAUUAUGCCUGCUCAAACUCAUUCUUAUACUGUGGAAACUUUAAAAGGUCAAGCUGUCAUUAAAUCAUUAGAAAAUACUGUUAAAGAAGUUCAAAAUUCAAUUGGUCAUCGUUUAAUUGAACAUUGUUCAAGAUUUCAACAACAUGGUAAAGAAAUUCCUGAUUUAGAUGAUUUAAUUAGUCCAUCUGAUCGUGUUUUAUUGAAAAGACGUGUUUUUGCAUUGAAAAGAGAUGGUUUACCACCAAUUGUUACUCAUAAUAUGAGUGAUGAUGCAAAUGAUCCAAUUUUAAAUCAAAUUAGAAGAGUUGGUUUAUUUAAUAAUCCAAGUGAUCGUGUUAAAAUUAUUUUCCAUCCUGAAUUUUUAAAUGCAAAUAAUCCAAUUUUACCAUUAGAUUAUGAUGAAUUUGUUAGAGGUUGUCAUUUAGGUGUUUUCCCAUCUUAUUAUGAACCUUGGGGUUAUACACCAGCUGAAUGUACUGUUAUGGGUGUUCCAAGUAUAACUACAAAUUUAUCUGGUUUUGGUGGUUAUAUGGAAAAUCUAAUUGAAAAUUCUUCAGAUUAUGGUAUUUAUAUUAAUGAUAGAAGAUUAAAAUCUGUUGAUGAAUCAAUUGAUCAAUUAGCUGAUCAAAUGUUUGAUUUUACUAAAAAAACAAGAAGACAACGUAUUAAUCAAAGAAAUAGAACUGAAAGAUUAUCAGAUUUAUUAGAUUGGAAACGUAUGGGUCUUGAAUAUGUUAAAGCAAGAAAUUUAGCUUUAAGAAGAGCUUAUCCAAAUUUAUUUAAUGAUUCAACAAAUGGUGGUUCAUCAAAUAAUUCAUCUUCCCAAUCUGAAAGUUUAUUUAAUUCUAAAAUUAAAAUUUCAAGACCUUUAAGUGUUCCAGGUUCUCCAAGAGAUCGUAAUUCAAUUAUGACACCUGGUGAUUUAGGUUCUUUACAAGAUGCUCAAGUUACAGAUGAUUAUUUCCAAUUACAAAAAAAUGAAGAAGAUGAAGAUUAUGGUUCUUAUCCUUUAUCAUUAGGUGAUGAAGAAUAA